CGAGAAUGAAAUAUCCUUUUGACGUGGCGACAAUUUAUUGGCUACAUCGCUGAUGUGGCACUUUCUCUUAUCUUGCAUUAGCUCGAAAUGACGUUAGAACGUUGCUCGCUUCAUUGCUUGCCUUGUCCGAGAUUUCAAGGGAAAAUCUGACAAAACGCACUCCAACAAUGGCAGCAGCUGCUUCCAUGACUGCUACUUCACUAACGCUUGCAUUACUUCCGCCCCAAGGGCUUCGCGGAUCCACUCGUAGCUUGCCAUCCACAAAACCCCAGAGAUGGUUUUCGAGGAAGGCUGGUUCUAAUUGGGUUACUGCCAAGUUCGAGCUCAAGCCUCCUCCAUAUCCUAUGAAUGCAUUGGAACCACAUAUGAGUCAGGAAACAUUUACAUAUCAUUGGGGAAAGCACCAUAGAGCUUAUGUGGACAACCUAAACAAGCAAAUUGUAGGAACAGAGCUAGAAGGAUUAUCCUUGGAAGAGAUAAUUAUUGUUUCAUAUAACAAGGGCGAUAUACUCCCUGCAUUCAACAAUGCUGCACAGGCUUGGAACCAUGAGUUCUUCUGGGAAUCAAUGAAACCAGGUGGUGGAGGAAAACCAUCUGGAGAUCUUCUAGAUCUGAUUGAGAGAGAUUUUGGUUCUUUUGAACGAUUUAUUGAAGAGUUCAAGUCUGCUGCAGCUACGCAGUUUGGUUCUGGCUGGGCUUGGCUUGCAUACAAAGCAAAUAGGCUUAAUGUGGACAAUGCAGUAAACCCUUGGCCAUCAGAGAAGGACAAAAAGCUUGUAGUUGUGAAAAGUCCAAAUGCUGUGAAUCCACUUAUUUGGGACUACUUUCCACUCCUCACUAUUGAUGUCUGGGAGCAUGCUUAUUACCUUGAUUUUCAGAAUCGACGUCCAGAUUACAUAUCAAUUUUCAUGGAGAAACUUGUAUCUUGGGAAGCAGUUAGUGCUAGACUUGAAAAAGCAAAGGCUCAAGUUGCAGAGAGAGAAAUGGAGGAAGAGAGGAGGAAAAAAGAGGAAGAAGAGGAGGAUGAUGAAGAUGUAGAGAUGUAUGUAGAUAGCAACACUGAUGAUUCAGAGGCUGAAUGAAUUCAGAUUAACAUACUAUGACGGUAUUAGAACAUCAUGUGAUUAUAUCUUCAUUGUAUCUUCAAAAGUGAGUUAGAGGUUAGUUUGCCGGCAAAGAGAGAUCCUUUUGUUCUUUUCAUAUUCCUUGGGAAGAGCUGUAAAAGUUACAGCAUAUCGUUCCAGUGAGUCUGAGAGGACAAAAAAUGCUAAGCAUGCUCUGAUUGUCUAUACAAUAACCGAAUAAUUAGUUACAUUGAAGGAUACUAGCAUGUUGUGAACGAUUGCUCCACAUGCUAUUAUCUUAUUAGAGACGUCCUCAAGGAGAAAAGACCUUGAAGAUCUGAAACCAUUAGAUUUCCAGUCGUAGGGGGUCCGAAAACAUCCCAAAAGCGAAGAGUCUCAUCUGCCCCAGCUGAUGUUACUGUUACUCCAUCAGGGCUCUACAACACACAAAUACAGGAAACUUCAGAUUUUCAUAUAUUUUGUGAAUGCUAUACUGGGUUCUGAACUUAAAGUUUGAAUAAUUAAACCUGGCAUAGGUUGAUGAUUCUGGAUCUGUGAUUCCCCAACUCCGCCACCUUGGUCAUGGAAGGGUACCUCCACAGGCAUAGUUUGUUUUGAUUCUCUGUUGUGCUGUAGCCAUGGCCACUCAAUAUCUCCUUAUGAUGUCUGUUCCACUCCAGCCCACUAAUCUGCUUAUUUAGAUCAAAUUACUAAUAGCAAUAGAUAAACCAAAGAAACCAAAUCAUUGGUAGAUAUAUAAUUGGAAAAUGGAAUGAUGAGAAAUUUAUGCG
Molecule: messenger RNA, 1855 nt
Organism: Durio zibethinus
Lineage: Eukaryota; Viridiplantae; Streptophyta; Magnoliopsida; Malvales; Malvaceae
Product: superoxide dismutase [Fe], chloroplastic-like
Biological process (GO): superoxide metabolic process
Cellular component (GO): chloroplast nucleoid
Molecular function (GO): metal ion binding; superoxide dismutase activity
Source: RefSeq, a predicted model, not a curated record